AUGGCCCACGAACUGUCCAGCACCACCAGCCUGUCACACUUCUGCCAGAAGCUGAACCGGCUGAAGACACUGGAGGACUCCACCACGAAGAGAUCGUUGAGGCACCACCUGACCAUGCUGGACCUGAUCCUGCUGGGCAUGGGUACCACGGGGAGUGUGGGCCUCUAUGUGCUUGUGGGCACUGUGGCCAAAGAGAUGGCUGGCCCUGCGGUACUUGUGUCUUUCAGCAUGGCUGCUGUGGCCUCCCUGCUGGGAGUCCUAUCCUAUGCAGAGUUUGGGGUACGUGUGCCCGGUAGGGGUUCUGCCUACCUGUUCACCUAUGUGUCCAUGGGUGAGCUGUGGGCCUUCCUCGUUGGCUGGAACACGAUCCUGGGGUACCUCAUUGGUGGUGCCGCUGUGGCCCAGGUAUGGAGCAGCUAUGUGGAUGCCAUCUUCAGCCACCGCAUCCGCAGCUUCACCAUGGCCCAUGUGGGCAUCUGGCAGGUGCCGUUCCUGGCCCAGUACCCAGACUUCUUGGCUGCUGGAGUCAUACUUUUGGCCUCCGCAUUAGUCUCUUACGGAGUUGGGGUCUCCUCCUGGCUCAACCGCACGUUCUCUGCCAUCAACCUGGUUGUCAUCCUCUUCAUCAUCAUCCUGGGGUUUGUCCUGGCCCGCCCGCACAACUGGAGCACUGAGGAGGGCGGCUUUGCACCCUUCGGCUUCUCCGGCAUCAUAGACGGCGCCGCUACUUGCUUCUUUGCCUUCCAGGGCUUUGGCGCCAUUGCUGCCUCCAGCAUGGAGGCCCAGAAUCCAAAGCAAGCCGUGCCUAUGGCCAUCGCCAUCUCGCUUGGCCUGGCGGCUGGUACUAACAUCCUCGUCUCUGCUGCACUCACCUUCAUGGUGCCCUGGCGCAGCCUGGACCCUGACUUGGCGCUCACUGAUGCCUUCAACCAGCGGGGCUACAGCUGGGCGGGCUUCAUCGUGGCAGCUGGUGCUAUCUGCGCCAUGAACACUUUCCUGCUCAGAACAGUCAUUUUCCUGCCACGUAUGGUCCAUGCCAUGGCCGCCGAUGGGCUCUUCUUCCAGGUGUUUACCUACAUGCACCCUCAAACACUGGUACCCAUUGUGGGCAUCAUGGUAUUUGGGGUCCUCAUGGCUUUCCUGGCGCUGCUGCUGGACUUCAAGGCAUUGGUCCAGUUCAUGUCCAUCAGUGCACUGCUGAACCACACCAUAGUGGCCACCAGCAUUAUCAUGCUACGCAUCCACAAGUCCCCUCCAUCCAGUUCCCUGGGCUCAGUCAGUCCUGUGGGCACAGAGCAGGCCUCAGCCCCUGAGCCCAGGCAGCUGCGACCAGCCCUGAGGCCCUACCGCUCCUUCCCGGGUGGGUACAGACCUGGAGCUGCCGUGGCUUGGGCACUUGGUGUCCUGGUGGCCUCAGCCAUCACUCUGGACUGCAUGCUGGUCUUUGGGGGCUCGGCCCUGCACCUCCCGCCCUGGGGCCACACCCUGCUGCUCCUGCUCAGCUCCGUCAUGUUUCUGCUCAGUCUCCGCUUCCUGGGGGCCCACCAGCAACAGCGCCGGGAGAAUGCCUUUCAGGUUCCCAUGGUGCCCCUGACUCCAGCCCUGAGCAUCCUCCUCAACGUCUUCCUCAUGCUGCAUCUGAGCUAUCUGAACUGGCUGAGCUUGUCCAUAUGGCUGCUGAUUGGUGAGUGGGGGCCAGGCCAGGACCCCAGACUCGUGGUGUAUUUUGGCUAUGGCAUCUGGCAUAGCAAGGAGAACCAGCGGCAGCUGCCAGGGUUGACUGCCACAUGUGGUGGCCUGGAGGAGACGGUGUAG
Molecule: messenger RNA, 1815 nt
Organism: Equus quagga
Lineage: Eukaryota; Metazoa; Chordata; Mammalia; Perissodactyla; Equidae
Product: cationic amino acid transporter 4-like
Exons: 4
Coding region: 1-1815 (604 amino acids)
Biological process (GO): transmembrane transport; amino acid transport
Cellular component (GO): plasma membrane
Molecular function (GO): amino acid transmembrane transporter activity
Source: RefSeq, a predicted model, not a curated record